GGUCCGGAAAAAAGAACACGAGAGAUGCAAAGGAGGGAUCAAGUCAGGCAAGGCGGAGCCGCCGGUGGCUCCGCCACUCCCGCCGCCAAGAGAGGUCGCCCGUUCGGCAGUACUAUCUCCGCUUCCGCCGCCGCCGCGGCGUCGGCUGCGGCGGGUGACUCCGCCGCACCUUCCACGCUCCUCGGCCCCUCCCUCCAAGUUCACUCCGCCUUCGCCGAUCACAAUAACAAAAGAAUAGUUUUAGCUCUCCAAAGUGGCCUAAAAAGUGAAUUGACAUGGGCAUUGAAUGCUCUUACACUGCUUUCAUUCAAGGAGAAAGACGAGGUUCGGAAGGAUGCUACUCCUCUUGCCAAGAUUCCAGGGCUGCUCGAUGCUCUGCUUCAAGUUAUAGAUGACUGGCGAGACAUAUCCCUACCGAGGAUCCUCACAAAGGGGCCGCGUGUACGGCUGCUUGGUGCGAAUUCGACGGUCACCGGAUAUGGAAAUGAAUAUGAGAGCUUGAAUUCUGGUGAUUCUAUUCCGCGUCCAGGCAGUGCAGGAUCUGGUUCAGUGAAUGAUGAAAUAUCGACGCGAAAGUUUACUUCCAAAACUCAUUCCACAGCUUGGUGGUUUGAGGAGGAUGGCCUCUUUAACCUUGACGAGGAAGGGCGUGCUGAAAAGCAGCAAUGUGCCGUAGCUGCAUCUAAUAUUAUUCGAAAUUUCUCGUUUAUGCCUGAUAAUGAAGUUGCAAUGGGCCAAAACCGUCACUGUCUUGAAACUAUGUUUCAGUGUUUGGAAGAUUAUGUUACAGAGGAUGAAGAACUUGUGACGAAUGCACUCGAGACGAUUAUGAACUUAGGUCCUUUACUAGACCUUCGGAUAUUUAGCUCAUCAAAGCCUUCACACAUUAAAAUAACAGAACAACAAGCUGUGCAGGCUAUCGUCGGAAUGUUAGGAUCUUCUGUGAGAGCUUGGCACUGUGCAGCUGCCGAAUUACUUGGCCGUUUGAUACUGAAUCCUGAAAAUGAACCUUUCCUUAGUCCGUUUACUCCACAGAUUUUCAAGCGGUUAGUCGAAUUAAUGAGCUUUCAAGGCAGUGAAUCUCAAGCAGCGGCAGUUGGUGCACUAUAUAACCUUGCAGAAGUUAAUAUGGAUUGCCGUUUGAAACUUGCGAGUGAAAGAUGGGCAAUUGAUCGGCUAUUGAAGGUUAUUAAGAUGCCACAUCCAGUGCCGGAGAUCUGCAGGAAAGCGGCAUUAAUUCUGGAGAAUCUUGUUCUGGAACCACAGAACAAGCCUUUGUUGUUAGCAUAUGAAAAUGCAUUCGCAGAGUUGCUUUUCUCAGAGACAAGGUAUUCUGAUACAUUUGCUCGGAUAUUAUAUGAAUUGACGUCUAGGCCAACCAACAAAGUUGCGUUGGCUCGUGGUAUUUGGGGCAUGUAAUUCGCCGUUGCAUAUUUCCUUGUUUCAAAUGUAGGCUCAUAAAUUGAACGUAAGAAAGCUUUUUAUUUUGUUUGA
Andrographis paniculata is the source of this 1494-nucleotide messenger RNA. Its product is annotated as armadillo repeat-containing protein LFR. NCBI's taxonomy places the organism in Eukaryota, Viridiplantae, Streptophyta, Magnoliopsida, Lamiales, Acanthaceae. The record is from RefSeq and is a predicted model, not a curated record. The coding region runs from base 25 to 1419 and encodes 464 amino acids. Gene Ontology annotation, molecular function: protein binding; nucleosome binding. The transcript has 8 exons. Gene Ontology annotation, biological process: positive regulation of DNA-templated transcription; chromatin remodeling; regulation of transcription by RNA polymerase II. Gene Ontology annotation, cellular component: SWI/SNF complex; nucleoplasm; brahma complex.